Molecule: messenger RNA, 680 nt
Organism: Propithecus coquereli (Coquerel's sifaka)
Lineage: Eukaryota; Metazoa; Chordata; Mammalia; Primates; Indriidae
Product: protein FAM208B-like
Exons: 7
Coding region: 222-680 (152 amino acids)
Biological process (GO): negative regulation of gene expression, epigenetic
Cellular component (GO): nucleoplasm
Source: RefSeq, a predicted model, not a curated record
UGUCCACGUGUGUCGGGGGCCGCGAGGGCCGGGAGGACGCAGCCGCACGGCCGGGGACAGCAUGGGAAGGAGGCUGAGCAGUGACCGGAAGUCCUCAGGGGCGGCGGCCGCGCGGGGGACAGUAUUACCUUUACGAACUUUCGGGAAGCACUGUUACUGAGCGGCCUAGACAAAUCUGUCCAUAUGUAAUUGUGGCUUUUCAAUACAGGGAACCCAAAAAGAUGGCAGCACCAGCUCGUGAAAGCAUACUUGAACUCAGUGAAAAUGUUCUCAGAUCUCCAUGGAAAGGGAGAUUAACUAUUCAAGGCUGUGUGCUAUGUGAUAUAACUCUCUGGCCCACUUACGGUACAGUGCUCCCAACACAGCUACCACAGGAACUAGAUUUUAAGUAUGCAAUAAAAGUGUCUUCCUUGAAAAAACGACUACCAGAAGCUGCCUUUAGAAAACAGAAUUACUUGGAGCAAAAAGUCUGUUGCCAAAGUUUGUGCUUCAAUCUGUAUGAGGUGGAACUGUCAAACAGACAAGGGGAAAAAAUAGAUAAACUAACAGAAUACAUUAAAAAGAACCAAUUGGGGGAGAACCCUUCAUCCAAACCAUCACUUCAGUCUCGAACUGGCCUGUGUCAUCUGGACGUCCAUCGGCCAGUACUGAAAAAGACAUGGAUGACACUGGGUGGCUGA